This is a messenger RNA of Clunio marinus, 1097 nucleotides long. The record is from the annotation of a GenBank genome assembly. Lineage: Eukaryota; Metazoa; Arthropoda; Insecta; Diptera; Chironomidae.
CUUUUUCAUUUUAAAAUAUAAAGAAAAGAAUAUCUCAAGUGAAUAUUUCAAUUGGAUACAUUUUAGAUCAUAAAAUAUAGAGUUUGAAAUUAAUAACCAAAUGUAUUUAGUUAGAAAAAUUAAAGCGCAGUUCUAGAUAAAAAAGUUAAUCACGAAAAAAAAUCAGUGAAAAAGUGGAAUUAUCUACUAUCAAUCAUAAAAGCUAUAUAGAAGUAGUAAUUCAUAUUUCUUUCGUUAUAUUUAGCAGAUUUACUGCAAAAAAUUGCUUUUGUUUCUCAACCAUCAAAAAAUUUUAUCAAAAAAUCUUACAAACCUCAUUUAGUGACACUUUAUUAGUUACCUUGUUAGCUUAAAAUAUUGCAAAAAUAUUAUAUAAACAUAUUAAAAACGUAAUCAAAUAAAACAUACGUUUAAAUAGUUAGUAUCAUCAGCUACUUUCGAUGUGAAAAUUCCGAAAUAGUAUGUCACUAUUGAGCGUUGCAGUUAAACGUGCUAAGUUUAUUGGGGAUCAGGCAGCUCAUUUGAAUACUUAUGUUAUAUUAAAACUUCAAAACGUUAAAACGUCCACAGCACCUAUCAAGGGAGCAGAACCUGAAUGGAACCAAGAUUUUUUAUUUGAAACAAGCUCUGUUAACACUGCAUUGUUAGUUGAAGUUUGGUCUAAAAAUAUUCUUCUCGAUCGUGCUAUUGGAUAUCAACUUAUCCCAUUAGGAACAUUACCUUACGUUCAAUAUGAAUAUCCUACGGAAAAUGAACAGUGGUAUAAUAUUGACGCUGAACAAAUUAUCAUAAAUAAUGAAGUUCAAGGUACAAAAGAACCUACUGGUCACUUAAUUCUUUUGGAUUUACAUUUUGAAUUGCCUUUCGAUGUUGAUACCCAAAAUAACGAUCAACUAACUAAUAAAAUAAACUACAACAAUAUAGAUUAUAACACCGAACAGUACAUUGAAAACUACAAAAGUUAUGGAGACUAUACAUCAACAGACUACAAUUGUACAAAUGCUUCGCUACAUGGAACCCAAUAUGAUCAAUUGGAAACACCUUAUUCGUCGUUGGAAAAUUCUAGACAGAACUCAUAUGAAAGAGACGAACGUCAG